AGGAGCCGGGUCGUCCAACAACCCUGAGUCAGCCUUUCUGUUAGUCAUCCCAAUAUGUGGAGUUGCUGGAUCGGGCAAGACCACUCUUGCUAAAGAAAUUUCCAAGGACCAAAUGGUUCUUAAGGAGUUCGGGACUUGCAUCUGGAUUGAUAUUCUACCCGACAAGUUUGAUAUGGCAAAAAGACAAUUAGUUAACGAAGUCCAUAAGCGAAGAUGUAAAUCUCAGAGGAGCCUAGUAGUCCUAGAUGACAUGCGUUCAACUGAAGCUUGGGAUACCCUGCGCACAACAUUGCAACAAUUGGAGAAGGGUAGCAAAAUACUUGUAACCACCCAGUCAGGAUAUAUAGCAGAAUACAUUUCUCCAAUGCAAUACGUCCAUAGGAUGAAGCUCUUGGAUAAACCCCAUUGCCUGGCUUUGUUUAAGGAGGUCUUCUCUUCCAACGGUAGAGCUGGCCAAAUGACAACAAAUGCGAUGGAGAUCAUGGUAGAAACUUGCGAAGGUGUUCCACAGCUUAUCAAGGAGCUUGCAUUAAACUUGGCAUAUAUGUCAAAAGACAAGAAGAACAUGGAGCAUAAAGUGAGCCGGAAGUGUCGGUCCAAUUUUCUUUUCCAAUAUUAUCAGAAGUUACCAGAUCACUUAAAACCAUGUUUUUUGUAUUUGGUUCAUUUCUUAGAAAAUCAAGAGAUAGAUCUCGAGAGGCUGUCUCAUUUGUGGAAGGUUGAAGGCUUAUUAUCAACAAAUGAACACGCUAGAGGGGAGAGAAUGAUGGACGUAGCAGAACGUUAUCUGAGAGAACUGGCCCUUAAGGGCAUGAUAGAGCUGGUAAAAGAAGAGGAAGUUCCAACUUAUAAGGAGUUCAGGGCAUGUAGAACUACUGGAGCAAUAAGAAACUUAUGUCAUGACUUAAGUGGUGAACAACAAACUUUUCUCAAAGUCAUGGAUUUAAGCCAAGAUGACUAUUCACUCUCUUCAGAUGCGGAACCAUGUCGACUUUUCAUAUAUCUGGGUAAUCAUCCCCUUGUUGUUGCUCCUAAAGUUGCUAAAAAUGUUCGGAGUCUUCAAAUUGCCCGUGGAAACAAGCAUCAAGAACCAGAAUUUUGUUGGCAGUCUGAACUGCUUAAAUUUAAGGAGUUCAAGGUUCUUAGAAUUCUUGAUUUUGAUGGGAUUGAUUUUCAGGGGCAGGGAUUACCUGCGGGUAUUUUAAGUCUUGUGCCUUUGAAGUAUCUGAGUUUCAAGGGGUGUAUCUUGGAGGAGUUGCCAUCAUCUAUUAGCAAGUUGUCGUACUUGCAGAUACUUGAUUUGAGAGUAAAAUUAGUAUCAAACAAAACGACAAAAAUUCCAAAUGUCCUAUGGAAGAUGGAGAGAUUGAACCAUUUAUAUCUCCCAGUGAGAUUUGAAACUGGAAAUGGAGAAAAACUGCGGCUAGAUACCUUGACGGAUCUUGAAACCCUCGAGAACUUCAACACAAGUGUUUGUAAAGCUGAUGAUGUAUCGAAAUUUUCCAACCUCCAGUACGUGGCGGCAAAGGUGGAGGGGGACUUUAAGGACUUCGUUUCAAUCACAAGACACAUGAAAACUCCACCAACCACCCAGCUAUAUUCCUCCAUUGAUAUCAUAAAUUUGGAUUGCUAUGCAGAGGAAAGGCAUUCAGUCCUUCGAGAUUUGUUAAGGUGCAAAGUUGUUCGAGCCUUGCACUUUAAGGGACAUAUUGGCCGCCUACCACCGUAUGGUGAAAUCUCCAAAAGUUUCACUCAGUUAGUUCUUAAUCGUUCUCAUCUUAACGAAGAUUCAAUGAUAACCUUGCAGAAGCUUCCUAGUUUACGGGUCUUGGUCCUCUCUGAUGAUGCUUAUAUGGGGGAGAAGAUGGUCUGUUCUGCUUCAGGUUUCCCUCAGCUCAAACAUUUACAUCUCUUGAAUUUGCCCUCCCUGCGGAGUCUUGAGGUGGAAACUACAGCCAUGCCUCUACUUUCCACCCUAAACGUUAAGAGCUGUCUGAAUCAACGUAUCCUGCGUGAUUGUCUGAAUUUUCGUGCUGGUCUCCGAAUAGUACAGAGCUAGUCUGAGGAUGGUAUUUGGCCUGAAUGUAAGAGCAUCGAUCACGAGCUUAUCAUUGUUAGCAUGCUGAAACUAUAUUUCCAGCUAGCUAAGAUUAGUUGCUAUCAUUUUGCUGCUCCAUUAAACUAAAUUUGCUAUUCCGAACGUUUCAAUAUGGUUGUUUCUUGAGAUAAUAACAUUUCGGGGGAUUUUAAUGAGUACUGUUUUGUUGUA
Messenger RNA from Nicotiana tabacum (common tobacco), 2269 nucleotides. The record is from RefSeq and is a predicted model, not a curated record. Lineage: Eukaryota; Viridiplantae; Streptophyta; Magnoliopsida; Solanales; Solanaceae.